Astyanax mexicanus (Mexican tetra) is the source of this 5166-nucleotide messenger RNA. RefSeq lists its product as uncharacterized. Gene Ontology annotation, biological process: glycerophospholipid biosynthetic process. Lineage: Eukaryota; Metazoa; Chordata; Actinopteri; Characiformes; Acestrorhamphidae. The transcript has 8 exons. The coding region runs from base 340 to 1671 and encodes 443 amino acids. Gene Ontology annotation, cellular component: mitochondrion. The record is from RefSeq and is a predicted model, not a curated record.
GACUAGCUGCCUAGUAAGCGUACAAAACCACAUAUUGGGACGCAGCCUUUAGUUUUUUAAUACUGAAUCUAGACUUUUCCCAUCCCCCCUGACCACCCCCUCUCCGAGCCCUGGUUUAAUUUAUUCUCCUGUGUUUUUUACUCUCUGUGGGUCAUAUUUAAUUCGUUCAUUAUCGCCCCCGCCCCUCCUCCCGCUCUGGCCGUGGUGAGGAUGCCCGUUUGCCGCUGGUGAAUCCGGUCUCGGCCCUCCUCCUGUGUCGUCACCUCGCUCGACUACAAAACGCUUCAUGGAGACCCAGCGGCCGUCUCCGGUCCUGGCGAGCGGCGACACGGGAGCGAAAUGAAAGCCUGGGCUUUGGUUUUCAGGUCGGCGGGGAGCCUGCUUGGCCGGCCGGCCCGACCGGGGAGCAGCGCGGUGCCGCGGAGAGGGACAGCCGGCUCAGUCUCACCAGCCAGCGGCAAGUAUGAGCCAAGCUUUGGGUUGCUGUUUGACAUAGAUGGGGUUUUGGUCCGUGGCAGGACCCCCAUCCCAGCCGCCAAGAAAGCUUUUCAAAAGUUGGUGGACUCCAAAGGCCAGUUAGUUGUUCCUGUUGUUUUUGUCACAAACGCUGGGAACUGUCUUCGGCAGAAGAAAGCAGAUCAGCUGUCUCAUAUACUGGGCAUUCCUAUUUCCCAAGAUCAAGUCAUGAUGUCUCACAGUCCUUUAAAAAUGUUCAGAAAAUUUCAUGAGAAGUGUGUGCUGGUAUCGGGACAGGGCCCAGUGCUGGACAUAGCCAAAAACGUGGGCUUUACCAAUGUGGUCAGUAUCGACAUGCUGAGAGAAUCUUUCCCAUUGCUGGACAUGGUGGAUCAUAACAGACGCCCCAAACUACCAUCCUCCCCUAUUGUGAACCUGCCUAAGGUUGAAGCUGUGAUUCUUUUUGGGGAGCCCAUUCGAUGGGAGACCAACCUGCAGCUGAUAAUCGAUGUUUUACUGACCAGCGGGAAUCUGAGUAAUGUGUACGAAACCUCUCACUCCUCCCAUCUGCCUCUACUGGCCUGUAACAUGGACCUCAUGUGGAUGGCAGAAGCACAAGCUCCACGAUUCGGUCACGGCACAUUCAUGGUGUGUCUAGAGAACAUCUAUAAGAAAAUCACAGGCCAGGAUCUGAAGUACGAGGCUUUGAUGGGAAAACCCAGUGAACUUACCUACCACUACGCAGAAUAUCUCAUCCGAGAGCAGGCCGCCGAGAGGGGCUGGAAUAGGCCAAUCAGAUCCCUCUACGCUAUUGGAGACAACCUAAUGACGGACAUCUACGGUGCCAACCUCUACAACCGCUACCUCGAGGAACGGCUGGCCAGGAAGAGCACCAAAGCUGUGGCACAAGUGGUAGCUGCUACCGGAGCGCCCACGCCAGUCAGCCAGGAAUUGGACGCAGAGAGCAUCUGGGAGAGCGAGCUGGCCUCCCCGUCAGCCACCUCCUGCAAGUCCAUCCUGGUGUGCACAGGAGUGUACAACCCCCACAACGAGGUGCCUAAAGACGCGAGCCAGUGCAUCAAGGAGACCGUGUUCCACGGGCACCGCGACUUCCGCUUCGACCCAGCGCUGGUGGAGCCCGGGAACGUUGUUCAGGAUGUGGACGCUGCUGUCGAACUGAUUUUUAAAAUAGAGAAAUUCUCAACUGCAGUUUAGGUAAAUUAAGAAACCUGCAUGGACCUUCAUCAGAAGAAUCCGUAGUUUGUCAUUUUUUGGACACAUUACCAUUUCACAACUGAUAUCAAAUAGAAUCUCAAUAAGAACAAAGUACGAACACUUUAUUGUUUUUAAGCCUAAUGUCUUCAGCAUUCGUAUCAUAAUCCUGCUGAAGAAACUAGAUUGGUCAGUUCAAACUGUUCAAGCUGGUUAAGCAGGUUGAUCAGCAUAGGAUGAUUUUGAUUGAGUUUGAUAAUGUUUAUGGUCAUUAGCUGAUUAGUUGAUUACUCUUACCACGAGAAUCAAUCAGUAUGAUCAAGCUUAUUGACCAUCAUAGGCACCACUGUAAGGUGUGCUUAUGAUUGGGUUUGUUGGUUUAGCUGGUUUGUCAGUAUAGUCAGACCAAGCUGAUGGACCAUCGUGACCAUCUUAACCAAGCUAGUGAAGACCGUUGACAAGUAAAGCCAUCAUUACUAGCCUCAGCUGGCUAGUCAACCAGUAUGACCUAGUUUUUUGGCCAGCUUCUUCAAGAUAGUCAGCCAGUAUAACCAAGCCGGCUAACCAGCAGGACCAGCCCUACCAAGUAAGUCUACCAGUAUGACCAAGGUUGUUGACCCCCAAAGAGACCACUAUAUGUUUUGCUUUUGAUUAAUUUUGUUUGUUUAGCUGGUUUACCUGUAUAGUCAGCCAGUAUGAACAAGCAAGUAGACCAGCAUGACCAGUCUCAGCAGGCUAGUCAACUGGUAUGAUGCAUUUUGUUGACCUGUCUGACCAACCUGUUCUAGCUAGUAAACCAGCAUAACCAUCAUGACCAUCCUCAUUGACCAGCAUAACUAGCCUCAGAAGGCUGUUCAACCAUUAUGACCAAGAUACCCUCAUAGGGACCUGUAUAAUGUGUGCUUUUCAUUAAGUUUGUUGGUCUUGAUGGUUUACCAGUAUUAGUAAUCCAGUAUGACCAAGCAAGUCAAUCAUUAUGAUCUAGUUUGUUGACCGGCCUGACCAGCCUUUUUAAAGUUAAUCAACCACUUUGGCCAAUCUGGCAACACUACAAAUAUCAUGACUACAGUGGUUCACUAGCUUAACCAGUACCAGUAAUACAAAAGUAUUAACUACUCUACCAGUUUAUGCAGCUGGCUUAACAGUAUUGGGUAAAUAGUUUUUAGCCUUUCCAGGACAUUGACCAUGAAAAUCCAAAAAUCCUUGUCUUGACCUCCUGAGAAGGAUCAGAAUCAGAAAAUUAGAGCACCUUCAAAAAUAGUGCUGUUUGUCCUUCCAACAAAUAACCAUUUAAUAACAAUUUCUACCUUUUUAUUGCAACAAUUUUUACAUUAAGGUAAUAAAAUGUCCUUUAUGUUGACAUAUAUCAUUUAUUUAAUGCAUGCAUAGCACAGUAUUCUACACAAGUAGAGAAAGAAACUGACUUCUCCCCAAAAGGAAAAAUGGUUAAUAUAUGGUUAUUCGUGAGAAGGGCUUAAUUAGGUCAGUAUAAAGUUUACUAGUUCAGUUUUCUGUUUGAGGUUAAAAUCUAAAUUAGAAACUGGGUUUCAAACUUCAGGAUAUAUUUUUUCUAAUUUAUUAUAGUGAAAAGGUUUUCAUUUCUAGUUUUUCAUUUCUGCUCAGGAAUCUGAAUUUCAGAGAAAAUAUAAAGUCUGUUUGAUUAUACUAUCUGAUUGGGGGGGAAAUAAGAAAAUCAAGUAUAUAUUCAUUUUUGUUUGAUGAAAUUCAGAUUGUGAGGUGGAGAAAUGUAAAACUAGAAUAUUGGAAAUUGUAUUUAAAAAUAUGUUUCGUUUAAAUAUACCAAAUUGGAAAAAAACAGAAAUAAUGAGGUUUUAACCUAUUUUUCUAUAUUGAGCCUAAAUGGUCAGGAAACUGAUAAAUGUUCUAGUGACCUCUUUAGAUCAGACUGUGGGGAGCAGAAAAUACCUAUAAUACUGUAACUGGAUUUUAUUGCAGUGUGUUUUUUUUUUUUUUUUUGCACAUUUUUGCAUAUCGUGAACCAUACUUAUACAGGCUACGCAUAAUUACAGUUCAGUUAUUUUGUUAUUUUAUUACGGUACUUUACUGUAAACUGUAGUUCAGCCAUUUAUUUUGUGAUUCUAACAGUAAUAUAGUUCAGUGUGGCUCUUCAGUGAUUAGGGUUAGAGUGAACAUGACCCUUUUCCACUGAGUCGAGGCCAGUUUUACCAUAUUAUUUACUCUGAUACUGUUUAAACACAGGGUACAUGUUCACACAGCAGUGUAAACAGUUUUGAGUUGAAUCAAUGCUGUAUUUUUCAGUUUUGUCAAUAGAAAGUGUUUGUCAGUUUUUAGAAUCAAUAUUGUAGAGGCACUGUGAGACCCAUCUGAUCCUUCUUCAUAUCUGUGUAUUUUACAGUCGGUUUUAUUUUUAACAAAAAUACUGUUUGUUGUUACUGCUUCAUUUAUUUUAAGUAGUUUAGUAAUGUAAUAUAUAGAAUUUAAGCACAAUCGCAAGCAGUAACAAAACACACAGGUCAGUUAUUUAUUAUUAUUUUUUUUUUCUGUUUCAGACAACCUGGCAUUAUACAUAAAAUGUAAUCAAUAAUAUAUUAUUAUUGUUUUUAGGCCUGUCAAGAUAAUUGCAUCAUAUUAAUUUAUUUAUCAUACAAUAUAUGAACAUGACAUGUCAACUUUUGCUGACCUCAAUAUUGCACAUUAUAUUUUUGGAGGAAAGCCCAUUUACCACUUUGUUGAAUUACAGUGACUUAUUCAUAUAUUUUAUUUAGAAUAUAAUUUUUUUGUAUUUUCAUUUCUAAAUAUUAGUUCUAAAUUAUAUAAAAUAAAAAAUAAUUAAAUAUCCUAAUAAAUAAAAGUCUUACAAUUUUAAUAAUACUAUUUAUCGCAAUUAUUUCUAGGACAAUAUAUCAUCCAUAACUAAAAACUAAAAAUAGUUAUCGUGUCAGGCCUGUAGUAAACAUAUACUUGUUAUAUUCCCACAUUUAAUAAUAAAUAUCUGUAACAAUUGCUAUAGACUGUUUUGUUUUAUUGAAACAAACAAAGAAAUAGGUCAGCAUAAUCAGUUUUGUUCUCAGUGUUUUACAUUUACAGUUCUUUUAUUGUUACUUUUGUUGUGCACUAAUGGUGUCACUUGUGUCAUCAUCAUUUAUUUUACAGUAAUUAGGAUUUUAGAUAGUAAAUCUGGUUCAAAAGAAUUGCUUUUUACAUGAGCAAAGGGAGCAUUUUGAUACGACACUGAAUUUACUGAAAUUACUCUGGUCUCAUUUUUUUAACGGUGCCUUAUCUAUGAUUUUCACCCAAGUUACAGUUUUUGAAAAUGUUCAGUUUCUGUUUUUUGUCUGAAAAACCUCGUACACUCAGAUUGCACCAUUAGAACCACUAAGUUGUCAACAUAGCAUUAAAAAUGGUGCCACUGUUCUAACAGAGAACUGCAUGUGUGAUGUAUUUAUUUUCUAUUAACAGAUUUAGAGUUAUUCAAAGUAUUAAAUAAAUAAAGCAGUAUUUCAUUCAGAUCCUUAA